GCCUGGACACCCACGAACACCGCUGUGACCCCAUUCCUUCUCCUCCUGCUUGUCCUUGAUCCUCUCCCUUCUACUCCUCAUUCUCUCUGUCCUUCUCUCACACCCCCCAUCGCCCUCCCGUAGACCUUGAAGACUUCUCUGAACAAGAUGAGCUCCCCUCUGCAUAAAGAUGCAUUCGACCAGUUCUUCGGAAGUUGUCCCUGCACCGCCCCAGUGUCGAACAAGCUCAAUCUCAUGACGGAUUUUAGUAUUUUCGAGACUUCUGAUGAGUGGAUAGAUGACUUCGACCUCUUGAAUCUUGUCCCGCAUGGUCCUGAUUGCAGAUCUCCUGGCAAGAAAGAAAACACGGAGAAACCUUCGCAACCCAUCGGAAGCCCUUCAGCCAACCUUUCACCGAUGGAUAUAGAUGAUCAGAUCAUCUGCAGUCCAAUCUCAAGAGAAAAUUACAACCGGCCCAUUAUUUCGCCCACAGCGCGAGCCAACAUGAACUUGGGUCCUAUCAAAGGAAAUUUCAAGCUUUGACACACGUCCACCAGCGUGUAAAUAGACCCAUGUUGUACUUCUAUACAAAAAAGAAAACACAUUCAUUACAACUCAUUUUCUAAGACAAACUCAGUACAACUCAUCAUCUUGUA
This is a messenger RNA of Guillardia theta CCMP2712, 635 nucleotides long. RefSeq lists its product as hypothetical. The record is from RefSeq and is a predicted model, not a curated record. The transcript has a single exon. Lineage: Eukaryota; Cryptophyceae; Pyrenomonadales; Geminigeraceae. Bases 148 to 522 code for a protein of 124 amino acids.